AUGGGGGCUGGGGCUAGCGCUGAGGAAAAGCACUCAAGGGAGCUGGAAAAGAAGCUCAAAGAAGAUGCUGAGAAGGAUGCUCGAACCGUGAAACUGCUGCUUCUGGGAGCGGGUGAGUCCGGGAAGAGCACCAUUGUCAAGCAGAUGAAGAUCAUCCACCAGGAUGGGUACUCGUUAGAAGAGUGCCUCGAGUUCAUCGCCAUCAUCUACGGCAACACGCUACAGUCCAUCCUCGCCAUCGUGCGCGCCAUGACUACACUCAACAUCCAGUAUGGAGACUCUGCCCGCCAGGACGACGCCCGGAAGCUGAUGCACAUGGCGGACACCAUCGAAGAGGGCACGAUGCCCAAGGAGAUGUCGGACAUCAUCCAGCGGCUGUGGAAGGACUCGGGUAUCCAGGCCUGCUUCGAACGCGCCUCUGAGUACCAGCUCAACGACUCGGCGGGCUACUACCUCUCGGACCUGGAGCGCCUAGUCACCCCGGGCUAUGUGCCCACUGAGCAGGACGUGCUGCGCUCCAGGGUCAAGACCACAGGCAUCAUCGAGACGCAGUUCUCCUUCAAGGACCUCCACUUCCGGAUGUUCGACGUGGGCGGGCAGCGCUCAGAGCGCAAGAAGUGGAUCCAUUGCUUCGAGGGUGUGACCUGCAUCAUCUUCAUCGCGGCGCUGAGCGCCUACGACAUGGUGCUGGUGGAGGACGACGAAGUGAACCGCAUGCACGAGAGCCUGCACCUGUUCAACAGCAUCUGCAACCACCGCUACUUCGCCACCACGUCCAUUGUGCUCUUCCUCAACAAGAAGGACGUUUUCUCCGAGAAGAUCAAAAAGGCGCAUCUCAGCAUCUGCUUCCCGGAUUACGACGGGCCCAACACGUACGAGGACGCGGGCAACUACAUCAAGGUGCAGUUCCUCGAGCUCAACAUGCGCCGCGACGUGAAGGAGAUCUAUUCCCAUAUGACUUGCGCUACUGACACACAGAACGUCAAGUUCGUCUUCGACGCAGUCACAGACAUCAUCAUCAAAGAAAACCUCAAAGACUGCGGCCUCUUUUGAGGUGCCUGAACUCAUGUGUGUCCCUGACACCCUGUAGCCCUAGCCACCUUGUAGCCCUAGCCCACAGGAGCCUAUCAGC
Messenger RNA from Lontra canadensis (Northern American river otter), 1132 nucleotides. It is a transcript of the gene GNAT1, whose product is annotated as G protein subunit alpha transducin 1. The coding region runs from base 1 to 1053 and encodes 350 amino acids. Gene Ontology annotation, biological process: adenylate cyclase-modulating G protein-coupled receptor signaling pathway. Gene Ontology annotation, cellular component: heterotrimeric G-protein complex. Lineage: Eukaryota; Metazoa; Chordata; Mammalia; Carnivora; Mustelidae. Gene Ontology annotation, molecular function: G-protein beta/gamma-subunit complex binding; GTP binding; G protein-coupled receptor binding. The record is from RefSeq and is a predicted model, not a curated record. The transcript is spliced from 9 exons.